Podarcis raffonei (Aeolian wall lizard) is the source of this 2059-nucleotide messenger RNA. It is a transcript of the gene FZD4, whose product is annotated as frizzled class receptor 4. The transcript is spliced from 2 exons. Gene Ontology annotation, biological process: non-canonical Wnt signaling pathway; retina vasculature morphogenesis in camera-type eye; canonical Wnt signaling pathway. The coding region runs from base 213 to 1814 and encodes 533 amino acids. The record is from RefSeq and is a predicted model, not a curated record. Gene Ontology annotation, molecular function: Wnt receptor activity; Wnt-protein binding. Gene Ontology annotation, cellular component: plasma membrane. NCBI's taxonomy places the organism in Eukaryota, Metazoa, Chordata, Lepidosauria, Squamata, Lacertidae.
GCCGCGGCGCCUGGCGUUCGCUGGAGGGGCUGCCUCGCUUGGUGUCACCCCGCGCUGCGCCGCCGGCUCAGCCAGACGCGCGCUCCGAGGGCGCACGGGCCGGGCGCACGGACUGUACGGCCGCUUUGGGGUGGCGCCUCGCGGCUUCCUCGUGUCUCUCGGGCUGGGCUGGAGCCCGGCGGCGAAGGGGAAGCCGGGCAGCUGGCUGGGCGAUGGCCCCGGAGCCGGGGGAAAACGCUGCCCGGCUGCUGCUGCUGCCGCCGCUGCUGCUGCUCCUGCUUCUCCUGCGGGCGCAAGGCGCGCGCGGCUUCGACGAGGAGGAGCGCCGCUGCGAUGCCAUCCGCAUCCCCAUGUGCCAGAACCUGGGCUACAACGUCACCAAGAUGCCCAACUUGGCCGGCAACGACUGGCAGCCCGACGCCGAGCUGCAGCUCACCACCUUCACGCCGCUCAUCCAGUACGGCUGCUCCAGCCAGCUCAAGUUCUUCCUUUGCUCCGUCUACGUCCCCUUGUGCACGGAAAAGAUCGACACCCCGAUCGGCCCCUGCAGCGGCAUGUGCCUCUCCGUCAAGAGGCGCUGUGAGCCGGUCCUGAAGGAAUUCGGCUUCUCCUGGCCGGAGACCCUGAACUGCAGCAAGUUCCCGCCACAAAAUGGCGACAACCACAUGUGCAUGGAGGGCCCGGGGGACGAAGAGGUGCCUCUUCACAGCAAGUCGCCCUUGAACCCUGGAGAGGAAUGCCACUCAGUGGGAUCGAACCCGGACCAAUACAUCUGGGUCAAGAGGAGCCUGAACUGCGCCCUUAAGUGUGGUUACAACGCCGGCCUCUACAGCCGUUCGGCCAAGGAGUUUACAGACAUCUGGAUGGCUGUGUGGGCUAGCCUGUGCUUCAUUUCCACAGCCUUCACGGUCCUGACCUUUCUGGUUGAUUCCUAUCGGUUUUCCUACCCCGAACGCCCCAUCAUUUUCCUGAGCAUGUGCUACAAUAUUUAUAGCAUCGCCUAUAUCGUCCGGCUGAUCGUGGGCCGGGAGAGGAUUUCCUGCGACUUUGAGGAGGCGGCAGAACCUGUCCUCGUCCAAGAAGGCCUCAAGAACACAGGAUGUGCUAUCAUUUUCCUGCUGAUGUACUUUUUCGGGAUGGCCAGCUCCAUCUGGUGGGUGAUCCUGACGCUGACCUGGUUCCUGGCCGCAGGACUCAAGUGGGGCCACGAGGCCAUCGAAAUGCACAGCUCCUAUUUCCACAUCGCGGCCUGGGCCAUCCCCGCCGUGAAGACCAUCGUCAUCCUGAUCAUGAGGCUGGUGGACGUGGACGAGCUGACCGGGCUGUGCUACGUAGGGAACCAGAACCUGGACGCACUGACGGGUUUCGUGGUGGCUCCUCUUUUCACCUAUUUGGUGAUUGGGACCCUGUUCAUUGCGGCCGGCCUGGUGGCUCUGUUUAAAAUCAGGUCCAACCUUCAGAAGGACGGGACGAAAACCGACAAGCUGGAGAGGCUGAUGGUGAAAAUCGGGGUCUUUUCGGUGCUCUACACCGUCCCGGCCACCUGCGUCAUCGCCUGCUACUUCUACGAAAUCUCCAACUGGACUAUCUUCCGCUACUCGGCGGACGACUCCAACAUGGCGGUGGAGAUGCUGAAGAUCUUCAUGUCCCUGCUGGUGGGCAUCACCUCCGGCAUGUGGAUUUGGUCUGCCAAAACGCUACACACCUGGCAGAAGUGCUCGAACCGGCUGGUGAACUCUGGCAGGGUGAAACGGGGGGAGAAGAGGGCCGACGGCUGGGUGAAGCCUGGGAAAGGGAACGAGACUGUGGUAUAAAGUGGACCAACGCACGGCGGGCGGACCUGCCGGGUGCGCUCUCUCUCCCUCUGCGGGAAGGGCCGGGUUCACGCGAGCAACUGCGGCAGGAACGUCGCAGUGGUUUGCGCACCAUGGAAAGGAGCUGUGCUUUUUGGGAGGUGGUGGGGAAAGGGCGCGCAGAGAAGGCCCGAAUAAACUGCAAGGACUUGUUUGUGUGUGUGUGCUGUGAACAGCAGGGCUUUGCUCCCGCAAAAAAACAGCAA